AUGGAGCCAUCGCUGGGUCGCUGCCGCCGACCCCUGCUAAUGAAGUGGAAGGAGAAGGGAAUUAGCCAGCCAAGCGUCCUCGUGGACAUGGCAGCCAUCUCGGCAGAGCCCCAUCCCUCGUCCACCUACAUCCGACAGCUGGAGACCAAGGUGAAGCUGCUGGAGGGUGACAAGCUCCUCACGCAGCAGGCAGGCUCGGGAGAGUUCCGGACGCUGCGGAAAGGCUUCUCCCCAUACCACUCGGAGUCCCAGCUCUCCAGCCUGCCCCCCUCCUACCAGGACGCCCUGCAGAAUGGCCCCGCCCGCCUGGUACCCGAGCUGUCCUCGCCCCCCUCCACCGGCUACAGCCCCGCAGGACAGAAGCCCGAGGCUGUCGUGCACGCAAUGAAGGUCCUGGAGGUGCAUGAGAACCUGGACCGGCAGCUCCAGGACAGCUGCGAGGAGGACUUGAGCGAGAAGGAGAAGGCCAUUGUCCGGGAGAUGUGCAACGUGGUCUGGAGAAAGCUGGGAGACGCCGCCAGCUCCAAGCCCUCCAUCCGGCAGCACCUGUCUGGGAACCAGUUCAAGGGGCCUUUGUAGGCCUUUCCUCCGUGGACAUGGACUGACCCUGCCCGGGGCCCCCGAGGGGGAGCAGCAGGCCCUCUGGCCGAGCUGCUAUCUUCUUCUGUGAUGAAUUGUACAUAGGAUGCUGCCUGCUGUGGCUCAGCGGCCGUGGUGCGCCCCCUGCUGGCCAGGCCUCCAUCUCCCACAUCUCACACCAGCAAACUGGGAAGGCGAGAAGCCGCCCGCUGCCCCCUGCAGCACAGGGGCCCCGACAGCCUCACCCUCACCCUGGGCCCAGGCUUCAGGCUCCCUGGGUGAGAGCGGAAGGCUGCUUUGAGACGCCCGGCCCAGGGGCCGUGCCAGGCUGUGCCCAGCACCUCAUCAAGCCCUCCAUCACCUGGCUGCCCGGGCACUGGACAAAGGCCCCUGGCAGCUGACUCAGCGCAGGGGCUCCACUUUCCAUCCACCUGCUAUGGCCUGAACGCUGGCUCCCCAAGCACCGAGUCCCGUGAGCCAUGGACAGGGAGGCUCCUGAGGCCCUUCCUUCGGCCCGUGCCCAGUCCCUGCUGCCAGCUGCCGUUUGAUUUUAGAGUUCACCCUUUCCCCCUUCAUUGUCACCUUGCCCUGUGCUAGGUGUGCCCUAUCUUUUUGGGACCAGUGCCUGAGGCAUCUCUGUUUCCAUGGUUCACGUGAUGGGCCAGGAACACAGGAAGGCCGAGUGCAGAGUACCCGGGCUGAGCUGUACGUAUCCCUCUCCAGAUGGGUAGCACUGGGUCACAUCUGGGCCCCUGGUCCACUGUAGUGUCUACCUGAGCCUGGCUCCAUCCUCGGUCACUGCAGACAGAGCUGUGUGGCCGCAGUGACAGGAGUUCUGCCCUCCUUGAAAGGAGCCUGACUUGGCUCUGGCUUUAAUUUGCUGCGUGACCUUCAGCAAGUCACUCAGUCUCUCUGGGCCCCUGGUGCAAAGUGAGGUCGCAGAGC
Miniopterus natalensis is the source of this 1524-nucleotide messenger RNA. NCBI's taxonomy places the organism in Eukaryota, Metazoa, Chordata, Mammalia, Chiroptera, Miniopteridae. The record is from RefSeq and is a predicted model, not a curated record.